AUGACUGUAACUCUACACCUAAGAGCUGAAACAAAACCAUUGGAAGCGCGUGCUGCGCUGACACCAACAACCGUGAAAGAGCUUCUUGCUGAAGGGUUCAAGAUAUAUGUCGAGGACUCUCCACAAUCCAUCUUCGACAUAGACGAAUACAGGAGGGCCGGUGCGGAAAUUGUUCCUGCAGGCUCUUGGAUUGCAGCUCCUCGCGACAGAAUCAUUAUUGGAUUGAAGGAAAUGCCAGAUGAGGAUACAUUCCCGCUUGUUCAGGAACAUAUCCAAUUUGCACACUGCUAUAAGGACCAACAGGGCUGGAAAGAUGUUCUGCGCAGGUUCAUCAACGGGAAAGGUAUGCUUUACGAUCUAGAGUUUUUGGAAGAUGACAAUGGUCGUAGAGUUGCUGCCUUCGGGUUUUAUGCGGGCUUUGCUGGUGCGGCUAUAGGUUGUAUGGAUUGGGCUUUCAAACAAACGCAUUCUGACAACGAGGACUUAGGUGGAGUUAACCCAUACCCGAAUGAAGAUGCAUUGAUCAAGGAUGUGAAACAAAGACUGUCUGGUGCAUUCAAAAAAGGUGCCAAAAAACCCACCGUACUAAUAAUUGGUGCUAAAGGUAGAUGCGGGUCUGGUGCGGUAGACUUGUUACACAAGGUCGGUAUCCCAGAUGGAAACAUAUCGAAAUGGGAUAUAGAGGAAACCUCCAAGGGUGGCCCAUUUAGAGAAAUUGCCCAGACGGAUAUCUUCAUCAACUGUAUCUAUCUUUCCAAGCCAAUUCCGCCAUUUAUCAAUUACGACCUGUUAAACAAGAAGGAUAGACGAUUAAGAACCGUCGUUGACGUUUCUGCCGAUACCACGAACCCACAUAACCCAAUACCGAUUUACGAAAUUGCAACCGUGUUCAACAAGCCAACCGUGAAGGUACCUACCACAGUAGGCCCCAAGCUGUCGGUAGUAUCGAUAGAUCAUUUACCGUCACUGCUGCCAAGAGAAGCAUCAGAGUCUUUUGUCCGUGAUCUACUGCCCUCUCUAAAAGACCUACCAAACAGGCGUGUUUCCCCAGUGUGGGUCAAAGCCGAAAGACUAUUCAACAGGCAUUGUGCCCGUGCUGAAAGAUCAUCCAGGUUAUGA
Huiozyma naganishii CBS 8797 is the source of this 1119-nucleotide messenger RNA. RefSeq names its product saccharopine dehydrogenase. The record is from RefSeq and is a predicted model, not a curated record. The transcript has a single exon. Gene Ontology annotation, molecular function: saccharopine dehydrogenase (NAD+, L-lysine-forming) activity. Lineage: Eukaryota; Fungi; Ascomycota; Saccharomycetes; Saccharomycetales; Saccharomycetaceae. Bases 1 to 1119 code for a protein of 372 amino acids. Gene Ontology annotation, cellular component: cytoplasm.